Molecule: messenger RNA, 569 nt
Organism: Rotaria sp. Silwood1
Lineage: Eukaryota; Metazoa; Rotifera; Eurotatoria; Philodinida; Philodinidae
Source: the annotation of a GenBank genome assembly
CGAAUGUUUUUAAUGAUGUCAUUAAUAAUCGGCGUGACGAAAAAGAUUUAAUACAAUAUACACAAAGUGAAAAUUCAAUGCAAAUCGUCCUAGGUGAUCAAGGAAAAAAUAUUCUUAUGAAAUUAGCACAUAUGAAUAUCGAAUAUGGUCGAAAUCAAGUAUUACCAAAAGCAACUGUGGCCGAAUAUUUUGAUGAUCCCGAAGUACCUGAUUGCAGUAUUGAUCGUCCACUUCGAUUAUCUAUUGUUCAAACUUAUGUAGAUAAAGGAACAAUCAUUGUUGGUAAAAUGGAAUCAGGAUUUUGUCAUACUGGUGAUCAAUGUAUAAUUAUGCCUAGCCGAAGACGUGUUGAAAUUGUCAACUUUUAUUUUAAUAAUAAUGAAACAUCUUCUGUUAAUUGCGGAGAAAAUGUUCAACUUAAAUUAAAAAACGUCAAAUUCGAUGUAGUAAUUCAAGAAAAUCCAAGAUUUACAAAACAAGAUCAAGUGGCUAUAGCAAGAUUAGAAGUAUUACAAGCUGGUCAACUUAUUUGUAUAGAACCAUUUAAAUGUUAUCCUCAACUUGGAUGA